Messenger RNA from Prunus armeniaca (apricot), 459 nucleotides. Lineage: Eukaryota; Viridiplantae; Streptophyta; Magnoliopsida; Rosales; Rosaceae. The record is from the annotation of a GenBank genome assembly.
AUGGAGUUUAGGUCUUGCCUGGAUACGACCAUGGCGUUGGGUCUGCUGGACUCGGCUCAGCUGGAUGAGCUACAGGCUCGCUUGGCCGAGGGCGAUGAGAUGAUCGGUCGAUACGCUGAGGCAAACAUAAGGAUGACCGAGGGGUGCUCGCUCGAGCAAGAGCUGUCAGUGAUAAAAGAACAAGUCCAACCUACCAUGGCCCGUUUGAAGGAAAAUGACCUCGUUCUCCAAAGAGAGAAUGAGGAACUUGUGCAGGUCGAGGUUCAGAUUGCGGAGCUCCAGGCCCGUCGAGAUCUCAUCCUUCAGCGCCGAGAUGGUGCGGUCGCGGUUGGAACAGAGCUGAAGUCUUCAGCCAGGCAAAUCCUCAAGGCGAUGACCGAGAAAAAGAGGGCACUGGCUGAGAGGAAGCUGAUCCGGGUGAGGUGGCAUGCGGAUAUAGAUGGUGGGGACAUUGCCUAG